Molecule: messenger RNA, 501 nt
Organism: Symbiodinium sp. CCMP2592
Lineage: Eukaryota; Dinophyceae; Suessiales; Symbiodiniaceae
Source: the annotation of a GenBank genome assembly
AUGGCUGGCGCCGGCUUUGAAAUCAAGUUGGACGACCCAGAGGCUGAGCUCUCACAGGAUCAGUAUGAAAAAGUCGUCGACAACUUUAAACUGCUCGAUCAAAGCAAGACAGGACGGCUCAAUCCGCAGCAGGUGGGAAUUCUUUUCCGAGCAUUCGGGCAAAACCCCACAGACGAGGAGCUAGCGGAGAUGCUCAGACCAGUUCCACAGGUGGGCUUGGAUGUGGAUGGAUUCAUCCGGUUCUUCAAAGGCAACUACAGGACGCCAACGACCGAAGACACACUUCUGAAGGCAUUCCAGGUUUUCGACUUGGAGGACACUGGCAUCAUGAGCCGUGAGAAGUUCAAGGAGAUGCUGACAUCCCUCGGAGAUCCCAUGCAGGAGCAUGAGGUUGAUGCUAUCCUGAGGGAGGCGGAGGUGGAUGAUAAAGGCCUUUUCGACUACAAGUCCCUGGCCAAGCGGCUGUGUGAAGGGCCAAAGCGCAUACCAGACAUGCCAUGA